AUGCCAGACCUCUUCAUUACGCGAAUCGACGUCUUUAAAAAAGACCUUCCAUAUUCUGGAGGAGUGUACCGACUUUCAGGCGGACGAGAAUAUCGCCAAUUCGACGCAACCUUUGUCCGCAUCACGACCCAAAAUGGAUUAGAAGGCUGGGGUGAAAGCACACCUUUCGGAUCGACCUAUGCCGCUGCCCACGCCCUAGGAGUCCGCGCCGGCAUUGCAGAAGUUGCGCCAAAGAUCAUCGGUCUUGAUCCAAGAAGGGUUGAUCGUAUCAACGACGCAAUGGACGAGGCUCUUCUAAGGACACGAGCAUGCGAAAACCGCCAUUGA
Messenger RNA from Penicillium cosmopolitanum, 327 nucleotides. RefSeq lists its product as uncharacterized. The coding region runs from base 1 to 327 and encodes 108 amino acids. The record is from RefSeq and is a predicted model, not a curated record. Lineage: Eukaryota; Fungi; Ascomycota; Eurotiomycetes; Eurotiales; Aspergillaceae. The transcript has a single exon.